Molecule: messenger RNA, 1482 nt
Organism: Phyllotreta striolata
Lineage: Eukaryota; Metazoa; Arthropoda; Insecta; Coleoptera; Chrysomelidae
Source: the annotation of a GenBank genome assembly
AUGUUUACCAAAAAACACAACGAAUGCGUCGGAUUCGAGUCCUGUUGGAAAGUCAAACGGGUUUAUUCGGUAUCCGAUACCCAAACAUCGGACUUCGAAGUAGCAGACAAAACGGUAAACACCACACCGAAAGAAUGCAUAAUGGUUCAAACCGACCCUCUUCCCACACCUUCCCUCAUCGAAGGCGUCGACAUGAACAAAGUGGCCGGAUUCCUCAAGGAGCUGUAUCCCGACAUGAAGAAGGCCAUCGACGAUUGCAACAAUUCCAAAGCCUUCGUCGGAUACAGAAAACGCCUCGACAAAGACGAGGUCAAUUGUAAAUUGCUCCAAACGUUCGGCUACUCGAAGCUAAUCGAGGAAUCAGGCGAUGAGGGUGCGAAGAGGGUGUCGUGCAUGAGCUGGAACCAAUCGGGUCAAUCGUUGGCCUGUUGUCGCGGGUUCGAGCACGAAUCGUGGUGUUAUCAUCGGGGUACCGUGUACGUCUAUACGAUGGCUAGCAACGGGAAGUUCUCCGAUCAACCGAAGAAGGUGCUGAACGCCGACAAUUGCGUGGUUUCCAUCAAAUUCCAUCCCACGCGAUCGGGCCUAUUGGCCGGUACAACUUACUCCGGUAAUAUAAUCGUGUGGAAUUUGCAAAACAACAACGGCGAAGAGGCCGUGAUAUCGAAAAACGUCCACGACGAACUCGUCACGCAAGUUUCUUGGACCAACGAUGUGGAUCCGGAGAAAUCCAUCCUUUUGGCCACUACGAGUACCGAUGGUUUGUUGAAAUUGUGGCGAUUCAAUCCUCUCGGAAAGACCCAAGACGACAUGCUCAGCUUAAGAGUCAGGUACAAAAUCAAGCCUCCUUUGUUGAACAACGGUAACGUUCGAAAAGCCGAAGAGUCGGAAGAAUAUCCCCGAAACGUGGUGAUGAAAGAUACGAACGGUGUGGUUUGUUUCGAUUUUUCCAAACAUUUUCCGGACACGUUUCUCGUCGGUUUGGAGGGAGGUUUCGUCGUGCAAUGUUCCCUAUUGGGAGCCACCGAAUUGAAAGGUAGUACUAAAGCCAAUCCCUUGUUCGAUCCCUCGUUCAAGUACUACGAACCAGUCGAGGGCGAGAUCGUUUCGUUGGCUUUCUCCCCCAAUAGAAAAGACCAGUUUCUCACGUACGGCACCAACGCUGAGAUCAGAAUUUACCUGAUCGGACAAGAGGAUCCGGCUCAAAUGAUAUUCCUGAAAACCGGCUUGUUGGACGUGACUUUCGUGCCCUUCGAGGACAAAUUGCUGGCCGGUUGCGGAGCGAACGGGUUCAUGGAGGUGUUUCAUAUACAGAGUGCUGAGAGAAUAGCCACCGGUACCGAAGAACCGGUGAAAAAAUCAGUUUCUACUAGUAUUUCGAUCAAUUGUUCGAGAAAUAAUCUGGUUGCCAUCGGUAAAGCUAAUGGGGACGUUCAAUUGUGGAAUGUUCCUUGGAGUUCAUUGCAAAACAGGUUUGAUUGA